AACCUCAGAAACGUCACUUGCCUUUUCCUCGUACCUCUGUCUCUAUCUCUGUGUCUCUCGAUCAAUUGUCCUCCAAGCUAAUAACCAUCCCUUGGCUCUGCACAUAAAAUUCGUUUCGGAUUCGAUUUGUUCGUCGCGCUCGUACAGACAAACGAUGGCACUGCAAAUCCGCGCGGAGAAGAUGGAACUGCGGCAGCACUACAGGAACGUUUGGCACACGGAUCUCCUGAGCACCAUCAGCGCCGAUUUCCCUUAUUGUUGCUUUGCAGUGUGGUGUGGUCCGUGUGCUUCAUUCAUGCUGCGCAGGCGAGCUCUUUACAAUGAUAUGUCGAGGUAUACAUGCUGUGCUGGCUUUAUGCCAUGCAGCGGUAGGUGUGGAGAAAGCCAGUGCCCUGAAUUUUGUCUUUGCACUGAGGUUCUCUGUUGCUUCGCAAACUCGGUCGCCUCAACCCGGUUCCUUUUGCAAGACGAAUUCAACAUACAGACAACGCAGUGCGAUAACUGCAUCAUUACAUUCAUGUUCUGCCUCCAACAACUGGCGUGUAUAUGUUCCUUGGUUGCUUGUUUGACCGGAAGUGAGGAAAUCGAAGAUGCUUCGCAGUGCUUGUCUUGCUUAUCCGACAUGGUUUAUUGCUCGGUCUGUGCAUGCAUGCAGACCCAACACAAGAUUGAAAUGGACAAGAGAGAUGGUAAGUUUGGGCAACAACCUGGAAUGGUCGUGCCUCCAAUGCAGCAGAUGUCGCGGAUCAACCAGCCAGUUCCUCCUCCAGCCGGACAGCCGCCACAACCAGCUUAUGGGCCGCCACCUUAUGGAUAUCCCCCUCCUCCUCAAGUUCAAGGUUAUCCGCCUCCGGGUUAUCCACCUGCUGCUUAUCCUCAUCCAGGACAUCCGAGAUGAAGAAUCAGUGCAGCUUUCCGGCAAAAUAUUAUUCAACAUGUGCAUCUCAUUAUUUCAAAGAAGUGAUUGUACAACAAUAGCAUUAACUAGUCACAUUUCCCUAACUUUUGUUGCUAUUGAUGGAAGACAUUAGCCGACGGAUAACUAUAUACCCAGGUGUGUGUUUUCCCUGUCAUUAAGUGAGUGCAGUAAUAGACAAAUAAUCUUAUCAUCA
Syzygium oleosum is the source of this 1112-nucleotide messenger RNA. RefSeq lists its product as uncharacterized. Bases 155 to 898 code for a protein of 247 amino acids. The record is from RefSeq and is a predicted model, not a curated record. The transcript has 8 exons. NCBI's taxonomy places the organism in Eukaryota, Viridiplantae, Streptophyta, Magnoliopsida, Myrtales, Myrtaceae.